AUGUCGUUGUCUUCAGGACCUGUGCAUUGUGGUUCUUUCACCGACCCUCAACGACACGAACCUCCAGAAUACCCAACAAAGAGUCAGCCUCCAGGAGCAUCACAACACACAACAACGAUGCAGUUCAAGGAAUUCGAUGCGUUUCCAAAGGUCGAGUCCGGCUUUGUGAAGCGGACAGGGUCCGGCGGCAUCUUGACGCUUGUUGUCUCGGCCAUCCUGUGCAUCUUAGUGAUGGGCGAAAUCAAGGACUACAUGACCCUUCGAAACGACUACAAUUUUAUUGUCGACCCGCUCGUCAACCACCAACUCCAGAUCAACCUCGACAUCACCAUCGCUAUGCCCUGCGAGACAUUGAGAAUUGACCUUCGAGAUAUCGCGGAUGUCCAGCUCGGGCUUUCAGAAAAAGUGGAAAAGAUCCCCACUCACUUCAAGGUGUACUCGUCGACACACGCAGAAAAGAUCCGCCACGCACCUCUCAACGUCCAAAAGAUGAUCCGUGCAGCUAGUAGGAAAGAGGCACUGGACCACGCCUCCAAGGGAAACACGGACUUCAAGGCCUGCAGGAUCACUGGAAGUUUUGAGGCGAACAAAUUGAGCGGAAACAUGCACAUCACGGCAGUCGGACAUGGAUACUAUGGAGCUCACAGCGACCAUUCAGUCAUGAAUAUGACCCAUAGUAUCCACGAGUUGUCGUUUGGAGAACUCUACCCUGCCAUCGUCAACCCCUUGGAUGAUAGCUUUGAACUCUCGCGCACAUCAUUCGAGGCGUUCCAGUACUUCUUGGUUGUUGUUCCUACGAUCUAUAUCGAUCGCUCGAAAAAGCAACUGCUGACGAACCAGUACUCGGUCAGCGAAUAUCGCCGAACAUUUGACGAGCAUCAAGGCAUCCCGGGCUUGUUCUUCAAAUACGAAUUCGAACCCAUGACGCUGGUGAUCUCGGAAGAAUCGUCCAUGUCAUUUGGACACUUGUUGGUCCGACUUGCAGGUCUGGUCGGAGGGUAUUAUGUUACUGCAGGUAUGGCACACAAGGUCUUGAGUGCCAUUUAUUACACCAUCCGACCGGAGCAGGCUCCCCUCAAGAGACAUAAUGUAUAA
Messenger RNA from Linnemannia hyalina, 1095 nucleotides. Lineage: Eukaryota; Fungi; Mortierellomycota; Mortierellomycetes; Mortierellales; Mortierellaceae. The record is from the annotation of a GenBank genome assembly.